This is a messenger RNA of Drosophila grimshawi, 3120 nucleotides long. It is a transcript of the gene su(Hw), whose product is annotated as protein suppressor of hairy wing. Gene Ontology annotation, molecular function: RNA polymerase II cis-regulatory region sequence-specific DNA binding; DNA-binding transcription factor activity. The transcript has 7 exons. Bases 92 to 2878 code for a protein of 928 amino acids. The record is from RefSeq and is a predicted model, not a curated record. Gene Ontology annotation, biological process: regulation of transcription by RNA polymerase II. Lineage: Eukaryota; Metazoa; Arthropoda; Insecta; Diptera; Drosophilidae.
CGAAGCAUUGACGCUGAAAAGUUAUUUCAAAUCGAACAUACUUCCGCCAAAGCCGGCAACAAAAUUAUUAAAUAGUGAAAAAUCACUUCCAAUGAGCGCGAGAAAGGACGCCUCCGAAGCGAACUCCCUCAGCUCCAGCAGCGAUGGCGGCGGCAACGUAAUCAAAAUCUUGGACGUUGAGAAAAUAGCAUCAGCCAAGGAUAAACGUCCUGGCACCCGCAUGAAACUGCUCAACGAUGUGACAGCGGCUAAGACAAAAAUCUCUGCACGCGUCAAGCAAGAGAAACGCACCAGCAUCAAAAUACUCAACAACGAUGAUUCAGCGAACAGUCCCAAAGGCAGUAGCGAUAGGCGCUCUGCUGGUAAAGCAGCGACUGCAACAGCUGGCGUCAAGAUCUUAAAUGAGAAACGCAUUGCGCCAGCCUCGACGCCCGUGGAGACGACCAAGAUUAAGACAUCGCCCGGUAAAAAGAAGAAAAUGGAUCACUAUGUGCUGCAAGCCAUCAAGAGUGAGAACAGCAAAUUGGACAAUACGACGACCAGCAGCGUGGAGAUCGAGGAUGAUGACGAUACCAUUGAUUUUAUACUCGCCGACGACGAUGUCGAGUUGGGUGCCGCCAAGGAGAACGACGAUGAGUUCGUUGUUUCCGGUGUGGAGGAAGACGACGACGACGAUGAUGAUGAGGAUGAGGGCACCGCUGAGGGCACUGGUACAACGAAUCGCAAUGCCGGCAACAACAGUGAACUCAAGGAGAUUUUGGAGCAUGUGUGCGGCAAGUGCUACAAGACAUUCCGGCGCGUCAAAAGCCUGAAGAAGCACUUGGAAUUCUGCCGCUAUGACAGUGGGUAUCAUCUGCGCAAAGCGGACAUGCUCAACAAUCUGGAGAAGAUCGAAAAGGAUGCAGUGGUCAUGGAGAAGAAGGACAUCUGCUUCUGCUGCAGCGAGAGUUACGACACCUUCCACCUGGGCCACAUCAAUUGCCCUGACUGCCCCAAGUCGUUCAAGACACAAACCAGCUACGAGCGUCACAUCUUCAUCACUCAUUCCGAGUGCAAUGAUUAUCCCUGCUCCAUAUGCAAUGCGAAAUUGCGCAGCGCUGCCUUACUCAAACUGCACGAGCAGCAGCAUCAAUUGCGUGGCAAACCCUUCGCCUGCAAGAUCUGUGGCAAGGAUUUUACGCGCUCCUACCACCUGAAGCGCCACCAGAAGUAUUCGUCGUGCUCGGCCAACGAAAAUGAUACCAUGAGCUGCAAGGUCUGCGAUCGCGUAUUCUAUCGCCUCGACAAUCUGCGCGCCCAUCUCAAACAGCAUCUGGGCACCCAGGUGGUCAAGAAGCCCGAGUACAUGUGUCAUGUGUGCAAGAAUUGCUUCUACAGUCUGUCGACGCUCAACAUACACAUACGCACCCACACUGGAGAGAAGCCCUUCGAUUGCGAUCUGUGCGACAAGAAGUUUUCCGCCUUGGUGGCUCUUAAGAAGCAUCGACGCUAUCACACCGGCGAGAAACCCUACACCUGUUCAGUGUGUAGUCAAUCUUUUGCCGUCAAGGAGGUGCUCAAUCGACACAUGAAACGGCAUACGGGCGAGCGUCCACACAAGUGCAACGAGUGCGGCAAGAGCUUUAUUCAGGCCACACAGCUGCGCACGCAUUCCAAGACGCAUCUGCGUCCCUAUCCCUGCUCCAAGUGCACCGAAAAGUUUAAGACAGAGAAACAACUCGAGCGUCACGUCAAGGAGCAUUCGCGGCAGAAGCGUCGCUCCUUUCCCUGCACGGAAUGUCCCCGAAGUUUCCGCACUAGCGCGCUGCUGCAGGAGCAUGUUGAUUCUGGCGAUCACUCACCUGAUAAGCAGGUGAGGGCCAAGCGCUCGGCCAAGGCGAUCGAGCGCACCGAUUGCGCCAUCUGCGACAAGAACUUCGACAGCACCGAUACGCUGAGGAAUCACAUUCGCAGCGUGCACGAGUGCGACCCGGAUGACAUUUUUGGCACGGAUCCACCGCCCGCAAAGCGACGGGCUAAGAAGACCGUCCAAUUUGUGGCACCGAUAGAGCAGGACGAGGACGAAGACGAAGAAGAAGACGCUGAGCACGAUGAAAGGGAAGAUGCGCCGGCUGCCAACACUUCGGCGGGUUCGCUCAUCUCCAGCCAAACGGAUGGCAAUGGGGUUGUGGUGCGCGAGUUUCUGGUGGAUGAGGGUGACGGCAGCGCCCAGACAAUUGUCCUCGAAAAUGAGGUGUACACCAUAUUGCCCUUGGAGGGUGCCGCCUCCGGUGCAACCGAAGCGACAUCAGCUGAGGGCGAUGUCAAGGCCGAAUCCAAGGAGAAGCAAAAACAGGUCGUGUCGCCAGUGGUCAAGAAGGAACAACGGAAAUCGUUGGCGGCCAGUUUGGCUGCUGCCAUAGCGGAUAAUCAGGAUGAGCCGUUGAGCGAAGAUGAUUUCAGUGGCGAGGUGCUCACCGAAGAGGAUCUAAAGCUAAAGGAGAACAUAGCCAAGCUAAUUGAUAUGCUCGUCGAUCCGCAGACACUCAAGAAAUACGGCUGGCCGAACAGCACCGAGGAGUCGGUGCUCUGCAAGGUCAUCGAGAACUGUGGCCACGAUCUGGAAAAGGGUGGCGAGAACUAUGCCGAAUUGGAUUACGGCAGUCGCAUGCGUGAAUAUUGCAAGCUCCUCUUCACAGUGGUGAUACACAAUGACUCGAUUAAGUCGCUGCUCAACAAUUUUCCCAUCGACGAUGUCAUUGAGUAUGUGCUCGGCGAUGAGGAUCAGGAACAGGAGCAGGACCCGGACAUGGAAAAGGACAAGGAAAAGGGCAAAGACAAGGAGACUGAGCAAUCAAACACGGACACUAGGCCGGAUGCCGUUGAAACCGAUGCCUAAAAAUCCACAUUCGUCGUUUGUAAAUAUAAAUAUAAAUAUAUUUAUAGGCUGUAUUCACAGUGGGACAAAUACAAUUAUUUUGCACGCAUUGCCCACUGUGAAUGGGUCCAAAUAUUAGUUUUUUUCACACACGUUUCGGUUUCGGUUUGAACACUAAGUGACCUUAGAUAAUGAAAAUGAUGAUGAUGUUUACCACCCAUUGAACUGUUAUUCUACAAUAUAUACAAUCAAUUUAUAAUAUU